This is a messenger RNA of Marasmius oreades (fairy-ring Marasmius), 1173 nucleotides long. RefSeq lists its product as uncharacterized. Lineage: Eukaryota; Fungi; Basidiomycota; Agaricomycetes; Agaricales; Marasmiaceae. The record is from RefSeq and is a predicted model, not a curated record. The coding region runs from base 1 to 1173 and encodes 390 amino acids. The transcript is spliced from 4 exons.
AUGAAGCUCGAUUAUCAAACUUACACACUCUCGGAGAACAUAAAGAUCUUCUUCAGUGACAAUGGCGCUCCACCAAACUCCGACGACUACACCACGAUAGUCGUCUGUCACGGAAGUGGUUUCAAUGGACACGGUCUAGAAAGGAUGCACAACGUUUCUCAUUCGCUCAAUCUUCGUACCGUCAUCUUCAAUCGACGUCAGUAUCCUGGUUCGACGAAAUACAGUGACUCAGAGCUCGAAGAUCUCAAGCAAGGCCGGAAAGUCUUCAUCGACAGAAUCGGGAAAGUAAUGGCCGAGUUUCUACUACAGUUCAUCAAGAAGGAAAAGAUACCGAAAGCCAGUGAAGAUAUGAAGGAAGGAGGUAUCGCGGUCAUGACCUGGUCGAUGGGUACUCCUUCGGGAAUGGCGCUAUUCUCCGAUCAAAAUAUUGUUCCUCACGAGGACUAUUUGGUCCUUGAGAAAUACGUAAAAGACCUUGUUUGCGAUGUUAUACCUACAGAUCCUCCUCAUCUGUGUUUUGGCUUCAAAGUACCCGACGAUAUUAAGUCUUACGAUCCUUGGACCGACCGAGAGUUGAAAACUCUACCAGAAAAAUUCAAGCAGUUUUCCAAUUGGGUAUCCACGUACUUCGAUCAUCCCAACCCCGAAACUGGCAAGCUUCAAGACAUGGACCUAACAACGAAAGGAAGUGAGAAUUCAACUAUCAUGAAAUGGUCUCCAGAAGAGUUGCAGAGAAACUUCGAUGCGGGGGCAGCUGUAUUUGAGUUUCCCAUGUUUGUUGAGCCGAUGCAAACAACGCUCAGGGAGAUGACUGAACGGGUCCUUUAUGAUGACAACCUCAUUCGUUCGUACUUCCCUCGCUUGAAAGUAACCUUGCUUUACGCCUCGCAAACAAAUUGGCACUGUUUCUGGGGUCCGAAGGAACUAGAACGAACUUACAAUGAACAUGUUUCGAGGGGAGGGAGUGCAAGGCCGUUGAAGGUCUACAAGAUGGACGGGAACCAUAUGGUAAGCAGUUUGACUUCUGAUACAGUGGGUGCUGAACGACUCAUCGCCACUCCAUCCCACUCUCUAGCUACACUGGGAAAAUCCGGAGCAUUUGCUACAGGCAACGGUGGAAGGAUUGAGAAGGUAGUUUUAUCAGAGACAUGCUAUGCCACCGAAACAUCGUGA